AGCCAAGAAUAAGAACAGAUAUGACCGAGUCGGGGGCGCCAGCCAGCAGCAAGAAGAAGAUCUUUAUGAUCGUCGGCGGUGUCGUCGUCGUCGCCGCUGUCGCCACGGUCGUUGCGGUCGUCGCGACCAAGAAGGACGAUGCGUCGACGUCGUCGGACAAGCCGAAUGGCAACGCGACCCCGUCGCCGGCCAAGAACGGCUCGUCGCCCGGCCUUUCUGGCUCGACGGUCUCGGACGCCGACUUGAUUCCCAAGACGAACGCGACCACGGUCAACCCGCUUUUGGCCAACCCGACGGCGGACCCGGAGACGAUGACGCCGACGUUCACGAUGCUCGCGGUCGGCGAUUGGGGCUCGACGCCGUACAAGAAGAGUGGGUCGGACGACAACCCGGGCAGUUGCUGCAAGAUGUACAAGUCCAAGACCAACCCGAGCGAAGCCCGGUACAAGGUCGACUUUUGGUCGCAGAGCUACGUGGCGACGCUCAUGGCGCAGUCGGCCAAGGAGCUCAAGCCCGUGCGCAUCAUUGGCCACGGCGACAACUUUUACUGGAACGGUCUCGGCGGCAGCAACGACGACAAGUUUCGGUUUGCGACCACCUUUGAAGACAUGUACUCGGACCCGGCGCUCAAGGGCAUCAAGUGGCUCAACGUGGUGGGCAACCACGACAUUGGCGGCGCCAUGUUCCUCUGCGGCGCCGAGAAGAACGAGUAUACAAAGUGCGGGAGUGCGGCCGAGGCUGUUGAGAACCUCAACCUGCGUUUCAAGUACCAGCAGCGCUACAAGUCGCCCGACAAUGACCGGUGGUUGCUCAAGGACCACUAUUACGUCGAUAGCUACACGGCCGGUGGCGUGACCGUCGACGUCUUCAACUUGGACACCAACUACGCUGACAACCACGGUGGCAUGCAGAUUUGCUGCCAGUGCUUUGGCUACACGCAGAACAACCCGGCGGCGCAGGCCAAGUGCGAAGACUCGCAGCCGGGUGACGAGUACUGCGCGGGCGGUGACAUGGGCAUGUACAAGGCGUGCAUUGACGAGAUCAACGGCUGGGGCAAGGACUCGAUCAAGCAGGCGACCCGGGACAUUGCCGCGUCCAAGGCGGACUUCAAGAUCAUCAACACACACUACUCGCCGCACCACCACAUGAGCCCGGACAAGCAGAAGGAGCUCUUCAAGCUCACAAAGGACACGAACGUCCAGCUCUUUAUGAACGGCCACACGCACGCCUUCUCGCAUGACACGUCGCUGUGGGGCACGCAUUUUAUUGAGAACGGCGGCGGCGGCGGCAUCUACACGAGCUCGGCCAACGCGCUCUCGAACGAUUUCGUCAAGAACGUCUGGGCCGGCGCUGGCUACCCGUAUGGCUUUUUUGAGCUCAGCUUCUCCAAGGACUGGCUCAAGGCGCAGUGGGUCACCUUUGACAAGACGUGGUCGUUUGCCGGCAACAACCUCGAGGGCACCAAGCGCGGUGGGCUCCAGCGUGGCCACUGCUGGUUCAUCCCGAGCUCGACGUACACGGCCAAGGGCGCGCCUGGUAUCGAGUGCAAGAGCUCGAUCAACGGUGCGAUCGGCGCCCCGAUCUCGUAAAUCUUCAUGAAGAAUUCUUUUUUGUAUU
This is a messenger RNA of Saprolegnia parasitica CBS 223.65, 1617 nucleotides long. RefSeq lists its product as hypothetical. Gene Ontology annotation, molecular function: ferrous iron binding; ferric iron binding; acid phosphatase activity. Bases 21 to 1589 code for a protein of 522 amino acids. The transcript has 2 exons. The record is from RefSeq and is a predicted model, not a curated record. Lineage: Eukaryota; Oomycota; Saprolegniomycetes; Saprolegniales; Saprolegniaceae.